UCACCGAAUUCGUUUAGAUGUAGAUCGGCUAGAAGGAUUAGCAAAAGUUUAUCGAUUUAAUUUAUCAAAUCCUAUAGACCAACUUCGUCAUACUCAAACUACUGAAGUAACUCCUGAAAUAAUGACAAAUAUCGCAGAAACAGUUUUUAAAAAACUUGAAGAAGAAACAUUAGCAGAUGAAGAAAAUACAGAAUUGUCUAAUCCUACCAAAGAUCUUUAUUCUGAUGAACCAGAUUUAAACUUAAAUGUUUCAAAUUUUAUUGAUCUUCAUUCUUCAGUUUUUAUAUAUUCUGAAAAUCGGUAUGAAAGUCAAGAGUUUAAUGAAAUCGUGUCUGAUAAUAAUGACAUGCAAGAAGGUAAAUAUAAUGUAGAUGAAAUUAUUGCCCAACAAUUGG
Messenger RNA from Racocetra fulgida, 395 nucleotides. Lineage: Eukaryota; Fungi; Glomeromycota; Glomeromycetes; Diversisporales; Gigasporaceae. The record is from the annotation of a GenBank genome assembly.